AUGAGGCUUUACUUGCUUGACCUCAAAGCCCUCACCGACACCAAGCAGUCCAUCAAGCACAACAAGAGCCUCCUACCCACCACCCACAAGAGCCCUCCUCAGCCCCUGCUGCUGCUCAAGCAGAUUGCCGCGGACACCAGACUCAAGAGGGCCCGGAAGGCCACCCUCCAGCACUCCAAAACUGCCCUCCAUUGGCUCUGGUGGGCAUGGAUUGUCUACGCCAUUGACACUCUUGUCUCUGCCUACGAUCUGCUUGAGCUCAAGUACUGCGGAUGCUCAUCAAAUCCACAAGCGCCCUGCUCAACUUCAGAGCCGCGUACUGCCAUGCCCUCCAGUCCCUCUCCAAAUCAGCCACUCCCCCCUGAAAAUACCACCAUCAGGAUAUCUGGGGCAGGUCCUGCUUCCGCCAAUCUUGUACCCUUCAGCCGGAUCAUCAUCUCACAAUAA
Puccinia triticina is the source of this 447-nucleotide messenger RNA. RefSeq lists its product as uncharacterized. The coding region runs from base 1 to 447 and encodes 148 amino acids. The transcript has 4 exons. NCBI's taxonomy places the organism in Eukaryota, Fungi, Basidiomycota, Pucciniomycetes, Pucciniales, Pucciniaceae. The record is from RefSeq and is a predicted model, not a curated record.